AUGGAAGAAACACCACUGGCAUCGCUGUCGUUAACCCACGUGCAUUAUAACCCUGAAGACCCGCUAUCCUUCCUUUCUGCCUGGCUUGCCCUUGUACCCCAAGCACUAUGUGUGGCCUACGUGACCCUUAUCUGGGCUUCGAGAGAAGUGGAGGUAAUUUUCAUGUUUUCUGGGCAAAUGGGUUGUGAGGCAUUCAAUUUUGUCCUCAAGCGAAUCAUCAAAGAGGAAAGGCCAAAGCAAAUGCUCGGGAAAGGCUACGGGAUGCCAUCGUCCCACGCCCAAUUCGUCACAUAUUUCGCUGUCUACCUGACUCUGUUCCUCCUCGUCCGGCAUGUUCCAACCGUUCCAAAGUCUGAUACGACAUCCUAUUUUCUCAUGCGGGUGGCACUCGCUGCCGGACAGGAUGCGCUGCUGGCGUUCUAUGUGCGGUAUCCUGGUAUGUGGCUACGAGCUUUUUGCGGACGGAGGGUUAUGUGGAUUGGAUAUUAG
Messenger RNA from Aspergillus fischeri NRRL 181, 489 nucleotides. RefSeq names its product phosphatase PAP2 family protein. Gene Ontology annotation, molecular function: dolichyldiphosphatase activity. Lineage: Eukaryota; Fungi; Ascomycota; Eurotiomycetes; Eurotiales; Aspergillaceae. The record is from RefSeq and is a predicted model, not a curated record. Gene Ontology annotation, biological process: protein N-linked glycosylation; lipid biosynthetic process. The transcript has 4 exons. Gene Ontology annotation, cellular component: intracellular membrane-bounded organelle; endoplasmic reticulum membrane. The coding region runs from base 1 to 489 and encodes 162 amino acids.